Molecule: messenger RNA, 2411 nt
Organism: Dendrobium catenatum
Lineage: Eukaryota; Viridiplantae; Streptophyta; Magnoliopsida; Asparagales; Orchidaceae
Exons: 2
Coding region: 113-2224 (703 amino acids)
Source: RefSeq, a predicted model, not a curated record
CUUCCCUUACAAUCAGAAAAAACACUGUAAGAUGAAUUGAUUUGCAAAGCUUCAAUCGUGCUUCGGCUCUUUGAAUGUUGCUGCAGAGUUGAGCUUUUAGACAACGGAAGUGAUGACUUACUAUCGAUCACUGCUCUUCGCCUACUGCUUUCUCUCCUCUUUCAUCUCCUUGGUCGUUCUAACCCACGGCGCAGGCUCCAUUGUCUUCGACACUUACGGCCGCAGCCUCUACGGCUUCGACAUCUUCGUCACCACCAUAGACCCCUCCUCCUCCUCCCAAGCAGAGCUCCAGGUAACCGAUGGCGUCUCCGUCAACUACAACGGUUACUUUCCCUCUUCCCCUUCUUCCCUUCUUUCCCUCCUCAACUAUUCCUGCUCCUCUCAAGAAAAUCACAUCGACGCCCUCGUCUAUGUCACAGAGCGCCGCGGCUAUUCCACCAUCUACCUCGACCUCUUCCCUUCCUUAUCAUCCCCAUCCAAUCGACGGGAAAUCCUAGAACUGCCCCCUCGCCUCCAUUUCCCCGUACUUUCUCUGCUCGAUGGCCGUUCCUCUGUCUCCGUGAAGGACCGUCCUUCCCUCUCCGGCGAUAGCCUCAUCUUCGUCUCCACACACGAGCCCUCGCCCUAUCCGAGGCAGAGCUGGGCUGCAGUGUACUCCACCCACCUUUCUACUGGCGCCACCACCCGCCUUACCCCCAAUGGUAUUGCCGAUUUCAGCCCGGCCGUCUCCCCCUCUGGCCGUUGGACUGCGGUCGCCUCUUCCGGCGAGCGCGGGUGGUCAGGUGAGAUCCAGGAACUCAACACUGACAUCUACCUCUUUAAGACAAGCGAUGGAUCGGCACGGACUUUGGUGGUCGAGCAUGGUGGAUGGCCGUGUUGGGCGGAUGAAUUCACCCUCUACUUCCAUCGAGAAAGCUCAGAUCAAUGGUGGAGCGUUUACAAAGCUUCAAUUAUGAUUCAAGGAGACGCCCCUGUGUUGAUUUCGAUUGAUAGGAUAACUCCUCCUGGUUUCCAUGCCUUCACUCCGGCGGUGAGUCCCGCUGCUCCUGAGCUUAUAGCCGUGGCGACGAGGAGAGCCAGCUCCCAGUUCCGGCACAUUGAGCUCAUCGAUCUUAGAGAUGGGAGGAAUGCAUAUGUUGAGGUCACUAGGCUCACUACCCCUACGGCUCAUCAUUUUAACCCCUUCUUCUCUCCUGAGGCGGGCAAGAUUGGCUACCAUAGAUGCCGUGGCAGCCGAAACAGCGGCAACCCUCCAUUGUUUCUGGAGAACAUGAAGAGCAUAGUACCGGAUAAGUUUUCACUAUUGAGGAUUAAUGGCGCUUUUCCUUCCUUUUCACCAGAUGGUCGGAAAAUUGCCUAUGUGAGUCUCCCUGGCGUGUACGUAGUUAAUGCUGAUGGCUCAAACCCAUUAGAGAUUUACAGUGGCAAUGCUUUUGGUACUGCUUGGGAUUGGAAGAGAAAUGGAGUCAUCUACACCAGUCUUGGUCCUCAGUUCGCUCAAGAAAGCACUGAAGUUGACAUCAUUUCUAUUACACUGAGUGAAGAUGAUGACAAAUCAGAGCCUCCUCUUAUCAAAAAACUAACUUCAGGAGGGAAGAACAACGCCUUUCCUUCUCCAUCACCUGAUGGCAAGUGGGUGGUGUUUCGUUCCGGCCGGUCAGGUUACAAGAAUCUCUAUAUAAUGGAUUCUAUUGAAGGAGAAAGCGCAGGAAUUUACCGGCUCACAGAAGGACCUUGGAGUGACACCAUGUGUAAUUGGUCUCCUAACGGAGACUGGAUUGCCUUUGCUUCUGAUAGAGACAACCCUGGAAGUGGGAGCUUCUCUAUCUACAUGAUUCACCCAAAUGGAACUGGAUUGAGAAAAGUUGUGCAAAGCGGGAAUGGAGGGAGGACAAACCAUCCAUGGUUUAGCCCGGACUCUGCAAGCUUGGUGUUCACAUCUGAUUAUGCUGGGGUCUCAGCAGAGCCUAUCUCGAAUCCUCACCAUUUCCAACCUUAUGGAGAAAUUUUCACCGUGAAGAUCGAUGGUACUGAGAUAAGGCGUCUCACACACGACUCUUAUGAAGAUGGCACUCCGACAUGGACUUCAUCCUUCUUGAAGCCGUCUGAUGUUGCAGAAUCUUUACAGGGUGUGGCUUUUUGCCGCUUUGAUGACUGUCACUGGCUCAGCUUGCAGAAUCAAAUCAAUGAUGUCUUGAAUGGAACUAUUUGCCAAGUUAUUUAGAGUAUAUUGUAGUAUGCGAAUAAGCACGAAGAAAUCUGGUAGAGUUUUUGCGACUGUUGUAUGCAUACAGAUCUGCUUGUUUAGUAUAGAUUUGUUACCUAUGUAAAGAAGGACACAGUGGGCAUCGCUUCUUAUAUGCUCUAAUAGUAUCAAAUAUUUAAUGUUUAAAUCAUAAAAUUUCAGGGGA